Molecule: messenger RNA, 348 nt
Organism: Penaeus monodon (black tiger shrimp)
Lineage: Eukaryota; Metazoa; Arthropoda; Malacostraca; Decapoda; Penaeidae
Product: pollen-specific leucine-rich repeat extensin-like protein 4
Exons: 1
Source: RefSeq, a predicted model, not a curated record
UACUCUGAGCCCUUCCCUCCCGACAGCUACUACGUGGGGCUUCCAGACACUCGCCUCAUGAGGGUCGAGUACUACGUCGAUGAGUACGGCUUCCAUCCAGUCAUCACCUACGAGGGCGAAGCUCAGUACCCAAGUGCCCCAGCCCAGGUGUACUCCCAGCCUGCCCCAUCCAAUGUGUACUCCCAGCCUCCCCCAGCCAGGUGUAUUUCCCAGCCUGCCCCACCCCAGGUGUACUCCCAGCCUGCCCCUGCCCCUCCCCAGGUGUAUUCACAGCCUACCAUUGCUCCCAGCCGACGUACCAACAGCCGCCCCCUAACCUUCUCAACUCUAUUCCAACCGGGAAAAUAA